Prinia subflava (tawny-flanked prinia) is the source of this 1802-nucleotide messenger RNA. RefSeq names its product basic salivary proline-rich protein 1-like. NCBI's taxonomy places the organism in Eukaryota, Metazoa, Chordata, Aves, Passeriformes, Cisticolidae. The record is from RefSeq and is a predicted model, not a curated record. The coding region runs from base 1 to 1164 and encodes 387 amino acids. The transcript is spliced from 3 exons.
AUGGGUAACCUUCCAGAGUUUUUACAGACCACCCCUCCACGAGGGGGGCAGUGCUGCCCGCAGGGAAAAAGGAGAGGGACGAGAAGAGAAAGGAACUCCGGCCGCUGCCAUCCUGCAGCUGCUGCGGGGAGAGGACCCAGCAAACGCGGCCGGUUGUGCUCCCACCGCAGGGACUGGACCCUGAACCCCGCAGUGCCCGGGCAGCGGCAGCGGCGGAGCCGGGGCUGCCGCAUCCCCGCCUGCCCCCAACACCCGCGGGGGAAAAGCAACAGCAGAAAACCUCUAACGGCCGCGAAAGGGGGAAAACACCGAAAACAAGCACAGAACAGGUUCCAAAGACCCCCAACCCGCGGCAGAGCCCGGGGCUGUCGGGAAUCCCGCGCAGGGACCGGGCGGGGCCGAGGGAGCGUCAGCGCUGGGGAGGAGCCGACAGCGGGAACGCGCUCCGGCCCUGCCGCCCGCACGGCCCGCGCGUUCCGCAGGGAGCUGCGAACCGCCGGGGAUCGGGGCUUUCUGCGGGGCAGAGCUCACCCGAGCGGGGCCGCCCGGGGAGCGGAGCGGUUCCCCCCGCGGCCGCCCGGGGAGCGGAGCGGUUCCCCCGCGGCCGCCCGGGGAGCGGAGCGGUUCCCCCCGCGGCCGCCCGGGGAGCGGCGCGGUUCCCCCCGCGGCCGCCCGGGGAGCGGAGCGGUUCCCCCCGCGGCCGCCCGGGGAGCGGAGCGGUUCCCCCCGCGGCCGCCCGGGGAGCGGAGCGGUUCCCCCCGCGGCCGCCCGGGGAGCGGAGCGGUUCCCCCCGCGGCCGCCCGGGGAGCGGAGCGGUUCCCCCCGCGGCCGCCCGGGGAGCGGAGCGGUUCCCCCCGCGCCGCCCGGGGGCUGUGCCCCGCCGGAGCCUUUGCACAGAGGCCUCGCACACAGGUUCCGUCCGCCGGCUUUCCGUGCGGCCGGCGAGUUCACACGGCAGAGACUGGAGGGAACAGAAUGGAGCUGCAGACACAGGAGGUACCGACCGAGAGGUCCCUGGAGCCCGCGGGGCGGGUGCCGCAGCAGCUGCGCUCCCUCAGCAGAUUGUCAUUUUUAAACGAAUUUCUAAUAAAAUACCAUGUGGCUACCAUAUCGAUAGAAAAGGCAUUUCGUACAUCUACUCUCGCGCUGUUUUCUACACCGUAGCAAUAAAGUUCAUAAUUUUCCUUUACCCUCUUUCGUCCUGUUUGCGCUAUAUAGGUGCCCACACACGUAUUAUCGCUAGUUCGUCAGCUGAAAUUCGUGAUCCGGGAUUUCCCAUAUUUUACCCCUUUUUUGAGCUCACAGUCUGGACUUCACCCCGCGGCCUGUGUGUGUAAUUUCGCGGGUGUUACCCUCGGCGGGGCGGAUCUUCCACAGCGGAUUCCCCGCGGCUUUUCGGCCGCUGUCUCCCCCUCGAUGCAUUUUCGGUCCAUGCUCAGCCCCCGGGCGGCGCCUGCCCGGGAGCUGUGCUCGUGUGUGUUUGUUUGUGUCCGUCUGUCUCUGUCCGUUCCUGCUCGCUCCCGCUCCGCUCAGUUCUUGUCUCUGUGUAUUUUCUCUUGUCUCUGUGUAUUUUCUCUUGUCUCUGUGUAUUUUCUCUUGUCUCUGUGUAUUUUCUCUUGUCUCUGUGUAUUUUGUGCGGUCCCGCUCCCGCUGCAGCCGCCGCCUUUCUCCGCUCGGUGCAUUCGCCGCUCCCAUCCCGUUUCCCUGCGCUCUCUCCGUUCGGCCCUGUGCCAUUCCGCUCUCAGUCCCGGCCCGGCUUUGCCUCCUCCCGCCAUCGCCUCGGGUCAGCAGAGUCUGUGAUC